GUCGCCUUGGAAGUGUUAAUGGGUGGUUAUGACGCUCAAGGAAAGAAGGUCGCCCUCAGCUCAAGGUGUCGUGGUGGCUAUCAGAGUCUAUCAUUGAUGACUCCUUCAGCAGUUCAGCGGGCGGAAGCGAAGGCGGGAGCGGGUCCGUGGUAUCUAACACUCUUAUUAUCAACCCGCUGACUCGCGCCCACGCCCACUCCGUACUCACCUGCAAGGCCGCCACCGCCCCCGUAGCAGUCACCACCACCAAAGUUACCAUAGAUAUGUACCAAGGACGUGACGGGCGUGGGCGGGAUGAGCAGGGUCCGCGUGGCUGUACAGAGGCGUGACAACGAGGCCCGGAUCACCUGCCGCGUCAGCAACCCACAGCUGCCUCUACACACCCUGCAGGACCAUGUGGUGAUCAACGUGACGUCGUCCCUCAGAGAGCAAGGGGGACUCGGCGUCAUCCAGCGACAACCACGUCAAAUCGGGCGCGGGUGACGGUGAAGGCGGUGGGGGGCGCGACACAGUGUCGGGGCGCGUUGGGGGACGCGAGGCGGUGCCGCUGCAACCCAUCAUCCGCCAGCCGUCGCGCCCCAUCAUCAAGGAGAACAGCCGUUCCUCAGACAAUGGCAAGGCGUCGCAGGGGCGCACGGUGCUGUUCGUGGAGCCGCCUAAGCCCGCGGCGGGCAUCCUGGUCAACAAGAACGAGGUGCCGCGCACCAGCCACGAGACGCUCUAUCCCUCGCGCCGCAGCCUCAAGGGACCCAACGGCGACGUGGGGCCGCACGGCUACGGCUCCCGCGGCUCCUACCCCGAGACGCUACACACCUUGCACGUCUCCAGCCGCGGCUUUGACGCUUACGGCGACCGCGACCGGGACCCGCACCUGUAACGGGACCGCGAGGUGCCUCUGGGCCGUUACCGCAGCGUGUCCGACGACCGCGGCCACGGCGGAGACCUACUGGCGCCGCAGUACCUCUCCACCUCCUCCACCUCACUAGGGCGCGAGGGCCCCUACGGCUCCCCGCUGGGCCUGUUCCGCAUGCCCGGCACCUCGCCGCCCUACUGCUCCAGGGACUUGGGCCGCGACCUGCCCAGGGACAGAGACCGAGACCGCGACCCGCGGGACCACCCCAGGGACCGCGACCUGCACCGCGAACUCUCCCGCGACCUGCCCCGGCAGCGUGACCUGCCGCGGGACUUGGCCCGGGAGCGUGAUCUGGGCAGGGAGCGUGACCUGCCCCCCAAGCGAGACCUGCCGCCCCGGGACAGGGACCACCCCCGGGACAGGGACCUCGUGAGGGAGCGUGACCUUCCCCCGCGGGAACGAGACCUUCCCCCGCGGGAGCGAGACCUUCCCCGGGAGCGUGACCUGCCCCGAGACAUUCCCUGGGACCUUCCUCGCGAGCGGGACCACCUGCGGGACCACCCGAGGGAGCGAGACCUGGGGCGUGACCACCCCCGCGCGCGGGACCGCGAGCACGGCCCCUUCGCGACGCGUAGCCUGAGCCACGAGUACGACCCGCUGCUGCCGCGCUCGCCGCCCUCCGCCUGCAUGAAGAAGUCCCCCAGCGUGAGCGCCUCCGUGGGCCGCCACUACGAGCCGCCUCCGCGCCGACAGGACGGCACUGUGUAUCGCUCACUGCCGCGACCCGGCAAGAUCCGGGACGCAGAGGACGACGCGCUGCUCAAGUACCGCUCGCUGGACCGCCGCUUUGACCUGCCCUUCAGCGGCUCCCUGCAGCGCGUGGAGCCCGAGGAGGUGGACGAGGGGGAGCGACACCCCCCGCGCCGCUACAGCGCCUCCUCCAGGAUGCGGUUCGGGGACGAGAAGCACUUCCACGUGUACCACGAGAAGGAGAAGGGCAAGCCGCAGGAAGGCCUGGAGGACAUGGACGAGAGUUUUGUAUGAAAUGUUUUAUGAAAUAUAUAUUUUUAUUGGUG
This is a messenger RNA of Scylla paramamosain (green mud crab), 1929 nucleotides long. RefSeq lists its product as uncharacterized. The coding region runs from base 1028 to 1897 and encodes 289 amino acids. The record is from RefSeq and is a predicted model, not a curated record. NCBI's taxonomy places the organism in Eukaryota, Metazoa, Arthropoda, Malacostraca, Decapoda, Portunidae. The transcript has 4 exons.